This is a messenger RNA of Nannospalax galili (Upper Galilee mountains blind mole rat), 4842 nucleotides long. RefSeq names its product zinc finger protein 709. NCBI's taxonomy places the organism in Eukaryota, Metazoa, Chordata, Mammalia, Rodentia, Spalacidae. The record is from RefSeq and is a predicted model, not a curated record. The coding region runs from base 202 to 2739 and encodes 845 amino acids. Gene Ontology annotation, molecular function: DNA-binding transcription repressor activity, RNA polymerase II-specific. Gene Ontology annotation, biological process: negative regulation of transcription by RNA polymerase II. The transcript is spliced from 6 exons.
CCAUGUUGUAGGUUCAGGCCCCGGAGGAGAGAUGUUCUGCUUGUGCCGUGGUUGGGUGCCGCUCCGGGGAGCUCAGGGGAGCGCGGGCGAACCCGGAAGCGCCAUGCAUCAGAUCUUCAGUCAAGAUUUAAUUCUUUUUGUAAAAAUAAGCAACCACAUCCAUCUCAGUAAUAUGAUUCUUUGGCCUUUGAGGAUGUGGCCAUGAACUUCAGCCAGGAAGAGUGGGCUUUGCUGGAUUCCUCUCAGAAGAAACUGUACAGAGAUGUGAUGUUGGAAAUCUGCAGUAACCUCACUUCUAUAGGAAUCAAGUGGGAAGAUCAGAACAUUGAAGAGCAGUACGAACAUUCUUGGAGUUAUCUAAGAAGUAGAAAUAUGGUAGAUACAGCCUGUGAGUACAAAGAAGGUGGUCGAUUUGAAGAAAUCUUUACUUGGAUCCCAAAUCUCAACAAGAGUACAAAAAAUUUUACUGGAGUAAAACCAUGUGACUGCAGUGUGUGUGGGAGAGUUUUCACUUGCUGUUCAUCUUUUAAUAGACACAUCGUAUCUCACUCAGCGUACAAACCAUCUGAGCAUGAGGAAUACGGUUCCCCUGAAAUACAACAUACUCACAGUGGAGGAAAACCCUGUGGAUACAAGCAAUGUGGAACAGCCUUUGUUUGUCCCAGUUCACUUUAUACAGAUGGAAGAUCUAACGCUGUGGAAAAAUGUUACAAAUGUAAACAAUGUGAUAAAGCUCUGAGUUCUUCCAGGUCCCUUCAGAAUCAUGAAAGAAGUCAUACUGGAGAAAGACCCUGUGAGCGUGAGCUGUGUGAUAAAGCCUUUCAGCAUCAAAGUUCAUUUCAGUUACACAAAUUAACUAAUACUGGAGAAAACCCCUAUAAAUGUAGACAAUGUGGAAAAGCCUUUAGAUGUCACAGUGAUCUUCAGUUACACAAAACUGUUCAUACUGAAGAGAACCCCUAUGAAUGUAAACAGUGUGGUAAAAUUCUCAGUUCUUCUAGUUUCCUUCGAGUUCAUGGAAGAACUCAUAACGGAGAAAAACCUUAUGCAUGUAAACAGUGUGGUAAAGCUUUCAAAUAUCAAUGUUACCUUCGACUACAUGGAAGAACUCAUACAGGAGAAAAACACUUUGACUGUAAAAAGUGUGGCAAAGUUUUUAGAACUCACACUACUCUUCAAACUCAUAAAAUAAUUCAUACUGGGAAAAAACCCUAUGAGUGUAAACAGUGUGGUAAGUCCUUCAUUUAUUCAUAUUUACUUCAAACCCAUGAAAGGUCUCAUACUGGUGAGAAACCCUAUAAAUGUAAGAUAUGCAGUAAGGCCUUUCUUUGUUCCUCUUUUCUUCAAAGACACAAAAGAACUCACGUUUGGGGAAAACCCUAUAAAUGUAAACAUUGUGGUAAAACCUUUAGAUGUCAUAGUUCCCUUCGCUUGCAUGCACGGGCUCAUACUGUAGAUAAACCUAAAUGUAAGAUAUGUAGUAAAGCCUUUCUAUGUCCUUCUUUCCUUCGGAAACAUGAAAGAACUCACACUGAGGAAAAGCCCUUCCAGUGUAAACAAUGUAGUAAAACCUUUAGAGAUCAAAGUUCUCUCCAAGUACAUGAAAGAUUUCAUACUGUAGAGAAACCCUAUAAAUGUAAAGUAUGUAGUAAAGCCUUUCUGUAUCCCUCUUCCCUGGAACGACAUGAAAGGAUUCACACUGGAGAAAACUACUAUGCUCGUAAACAUGCAUGUAAACAAUGCAGUAAGUCUUCCAUUUACCCCUUUUUACUUCAGACCCAUUUCAAAACUCACACUGGUGAGAAUCCCUAUGAAUGUAAACAGUGUGGUGAAAGCCUCAGUUGUCCCAGUGCCCUUCAGUUACACAAAAGCGCUCAUACUGGAGAAAAACCUUACGCAUUUAAACAAUGUGGUAAAGCCUUCCGAAGAUUAAAUUAUUUUCCAGUAGAUGAGAGAACACAUAGUGAGGAAAUGCCCUUUGAAUGUAAGCAGAGUGCUAAAACUCUCAGUUGUUCAAGUUCCUUUCAGCUACAUGAAAGAACCCAUACUGGAGAAAAACCACACGAAUGUAAACAGUGUGGUAAAGCCUUCACAGUCCUCAGCUGUCUGCGAAUACAUGAACUGUCUCAUAUUCGUGAAAAACCCUAUGAAUGCAAGCAGUGCAAUAAAGUCUUCAGUUGUCUUAGUAAUCUUCUUGUGCAUGAGAAAAGUCAUGCUGAAGGAAACCCCUGUGAAUGUAAACAGUGUGGUAAGCCCUUUAUUUCUCGUUAUUUACUUCAAAUGCAUGAAAGAUCUCAUUCUGCAGAGAAACGCUAUAAGUGUGAGGUAUGCAAUAAAACCUUCAUUUAUCCCUCUUUUCUUCAAAGACAUGAAAGAACUCAUACUGGAGAAAAACCUUAUGUUUGUAAACAGUGUGGUAAAGCCUUCAGAGUUCAGAGUUCCCUUCGAUUGCAUGAAAGAACUCAUUCUGAGGAAAAACCAUAUGCAUGUCAGCAGUGUGAUAAAGCCUUCUGGCGUCUCUCUUCUCUCCAAGUACAUGAAAGAAUCCAUACUGGAGAAAAACCCUAUGAAUGUAAGCAGUGUGGCAAAACCUUCAGAUGUCACAGUUCUCUUCAAGGACAUGAAAGAACUCAUAGUCGUGAAAAACCGUAUGAAUGUAAACAAUGUGGUAAGGCCUUCAGGUGUCACCGUUCCCUUCAAAGACAUGGGAAAACUCAUGCUGUAGAAAAAGGCCCCUGAAUGUAAACGAUGUGCAGAGGCUUUUAGACUUUUUAAUUCCCUUCAAAUGUUUGGAAGUACUUGGGGAAAAAAAACAUAGACUGGAGAAAGGUCUUUUGAUAAAAGAUGCAUUAAGAUGUUAGUUCCAUUUGAAGACUUGAAAAUCUCCAGUGGAAUACCUUGUGAACAGAAUAAAUGGGUAUGGGAGUACCUUAAUUUCUCAUCAUGCACUAGAAUACACAUAAUAGUGCACAGUAGAGGUAGAUCUUAUAAGAAUGGACAUAGCAGUUUAGAAAGUAGUUUGUUUUUUUUUAAUUUUAACUAAAGGCAUAUGAGAAUUCCUAUUGGAAGGAAAUUAUAUAAGUUUAAGUAUAUUGAAAUCUUGUUGCAUAUUAAUCUCUAAUACUUAAAUUUUUAUAGCAUGAAUAUUACACAAGUUAGGAAUAUAUUGUGUUUACCGUUGAUUUACAUUUGAUGACAGUCUGAAAAAGGCCUGUUGUGAAGAAGGCCUGUUGUCCUAGCUACUCAUGUGGAUGAAGCAGAAUUACAAGUUCAGGACCUGCCCCAGCUGCCCAGAGUAGAUGAGUGCUGUAUAUAUAGUGCAUUGGCCUGGCAUGCAUGAGUCUACAUUCAGUCCUCAGUACUGCCUUCAAAAGAAUAAGAAUGUAAAAAAAAACAAAGCCCCAAAUUGGCUGAGCAUGGUGAUGCAUGCCUUUCUUUAAUCCCAGCACUCUGGAGGCAAUGGCGGGUGAAUCUCUGAGUUCUAGGCCAGCCUGGUCUUCAUAGUGAGACCCUGUGUCAAAAAAAACAUGAAUGUCCCUAGAAUAGAAUACAAGUUUUCUUUUUUUUGUCUUUAUAAGAUAGGGUCUCCCUGUAGCCCCAGCUGGCCUGGAACUCACAGAGGCCUCCCAAGUGGUGGGAGUAAAGUCAUGUGGCCACUGUGCCUGGUCUACAAAUUUCCGUUUCUUUUGCAGGGAUACAUUGAGGUGAAAAGUCUGUAAAUAUGGUCAGGUCUCUUAACAAUGGAAGUACUUAGUGAUAUAUAUACAUACACGCAUUGUUAAAUAAUUUCAAAGUUGUGUGAAUAUCAUUGACUGUUUAACGUUUCCUGAUGCUGUGAUAAAAUACUCUGACAAAAGCAAGGAAAGAAGUGUUUAUUUUGAUCAUAGUUGGGGGUUACAGUCUGAUUUGACAGGGAAGUCACAGCAGCAGGAGCUUAAGGCAGCUUGUCACAGUGCAUCCACAUUCAAGAAGCAGAGAGUGAUGAGUGCUCAUGAUCACCUAGCUUCCUGUCUUUAAUGUAGUCCAGGACCCAAAUUGGGAAUGGUGCCGCCUUCUUUGGGGUGAUUGUUCCUGCCUCAGUUAACCCAAUGAAGAUAAUCCCUCAUAGGCACACCCAGAGGCUUCCAGGUAAUUCUGGAUCCUUCCAAGUUGAUAAUAUUAACUGUCACAAGUGUACUCAUGGUAUCACCUACCACACACCAUUCCAAACAUCUGUAGUGUGUUUUACUGCUUGAAGAAACUUUUUUUGGUUUAUGUGUAUGAGUGUUAUGUCUAUGUGUAUGUAAGUGUAUCCAUGUAGUGCAGUACCCAUGGAGGACAGAGAGGGCCUCAGAUCCCCUGGAACUGGAGUUACAGAUGGUUGUUAGCCACUGUGUGGGUGCUGAGAUUUGAACCUGGGUUUUCUGUAAGAGCAGUCAGUGCUCUUAACUGCUGAAUCAUCUUUCCAGCCCCUUUACUGUGAUAAUAUGGCUGAAACAGAAACUAUUUGGUGUAAAUAAAUGAAAGGCUAUGACACAAAGAUAAAUGCUGCAUUUACUUAAUUGACCACAUCCUGCAACUAGAGCUUUUCAGACUAGAUGUUGCCCUGGGUAUUGGUGAGUGUUUAGUGAAUAUGAAUGUGAAGGGCAUUACUGUACAUACUGUAAAUUUUAUAAACACUCUAGACUUAGAUUGGACUAGGCGUAUAAAAAUAUUUUCCUCGGCAGUGAAUUAACAACUUUUUCACCUUAUGCAGUUUAAAAAAUUUAAUAUUUCACUUGGGAGGCAGAGGCAAAUGGAUCUCUGUGAGUUCAAGGCCAGCCUGGUCUACAUAGUUCCAGGACAGCUGGGGCUACAGGGAGA